CAGGUUCAUCAAUUUCUUAUCACAAUCUGAGGUAUCGAGUGGAAUGUGAGAAGUUUACUACAACGCAACUCUCGAUGGCAGUCAGCUUAAUUACUAGAGAUUUCUCACGGUGAAGCCACGUAAUUAAGUUUCCUCCGUCAAGUAUAAAAUUUCAGUUCAUCUCGCUACUUAAAAAGAUCAAUCCUUUAAUUUCAGGAAUUCCAUAAAAACAGCGAGGUCGCGCACCACGCUCAUUUCCUGAUUAUAUAACGUGUUUUCCACUGAAUAUUAGCGUGCGCGGACAAUACUGCAUGUUACCUGAAAAGUUUUUUCGCGCUUGAUUUUUCAUUCCAGUGUUUUAUGUUAUCAGUUAAAUACUGCUAAGUUCUCGUAUUUUUUGACUAUUGGUGCCACAGCAAAAUGAGGUCAAUUUUAGUUUUCGACCAAAUGAAUGGUCUGACUUUUCAUAAGUGUGAUUCUGCCUUCAUCAUACACAUUUUGAAAUUGGGAAAGGAACAAGGAUUGUACCAUAACUCUCAAGGCGAGCUUGAGAAAAUUGUCGAGAAAGAAAAGAAGUUAACCACGACGGAGAUCGAUGAAAUUGUCAACACACCUUGGUGCACAAAUCUAAUCAUUCAAUUGUUCUCACCAAUACUUACUUCUUAUAAAGUUUUGAAUUCACAAUUUGCCAACUCAUACUCAUCACUUCAAUGUGAAAACAAUGUUAACUUCAUAUUUGAACAGUUUAUGGAUCACAUAUUUACUUUUAUCGGAGACCACGAUGUGAGCUACAUGAAGAAAAUCUUGAAUUUCCUAGUCUCAGCAGUCAAAUACUUUUGUGGCCCUGAUGUUGCACUCCUUGCCAAGUACAAGCAGUUUGUCUCCUUGAUGAUGGAUACCUGGGAUCAAUUAGUGAACAAAGAUCAAGCAUUUCUGCUGGAAGCAGUUGAGCAGCUCAGUAUCAAUGGGCAAAUCGCUGCAACAACUAUCAGUGUUCUGGAAAACGCUGCGGAGAAAUUUGAAGCUUUGAUAAGCUACCCUAAAAUACACACCCUAAUUUUUGUAGAAAAUAAACUCCUGUCCCUUUAUUCAAGCCGAAAAGCUAAGGAGUUGACGCCAGCAGACAUCUUAUUUUUAACUGUUGUUGCAGACACAAUUAGGUAUCAAACUCCUCACAAUCCUAUUUUCAAAACUGCAGAAAAGAAAGCAACAUCUUUAGAAGAGGUCCCCGAGACUAACACACUUAAAAAUUUCCUUCCAAAAAUAUUUGGCCGUAGCAACAAAGUCUCUUACCUUGGAAAAGUUUAUUAUUUCCUAAUGAUGAUGGGCCCACAAAGUUGUCCCAGUUAUGUGUAUAUAACGUAUCUUGCAGAUGGCAUUCCUUUAUUUUUCAUCUGCGAGGUUUGGAAUGAACUAUUCAGUCAGAAUCUACAAGAAUGUCUCAAACAUGUCAUGAAACUCCAUGAUAUCCAAAAUCAGCCAAACCCAAGUAGUCAUGCAGAAGAGAUCAAAUCAAUUAGUUGUUUGAUUGAUGUUUGCCUCAGCAAAAUGUUGAGCAAUUGCAAGAAGAAACCAGCUCAAUCAUUUGUUGAAGAAUCUAUCAAACAGCUGUACGUCAGAUGGGAACAAACACAAAAUAAAUUCAAAGAAUAUUUAAAGAAUCAAGAUGCGGAGUGUCUCACGCGCUUAGAAACUUGCACAUCAAAUUUGGUCCAUAACUUCAAAGACCUGAUUAGAAGAACACUGUUGGAUACUUCCAGGGUAAACAUGUUUUGUGACAGUGCCAAAAUCGUCACACAAUUUGUAGAUAAUCAGCUCAAAGACUUUAUCGAAUUUCUCAGGGCCAAAGCACUGAAAAAUUUUACGCUUGAAUCUCGUUCUUCCUUGAAUAUUAAUAGGUAUCUAGAAGAAUUCCCAGGUCUAGUCCACUUUAUCUACAUAGACCGCAGCAACCAUCGUAUCAUCGCUCCUUCAUUAAACUUCUCGGAUGAAGAUACCAUUGAAUUCAUCAAGAAAAAAAUUUGGUCAUCAGUGAAGUUCUGCCAAAAACAUUUGCAGAAUGGUCAUAUGUCUGUGAUAUGGCGGGAUGCAACUUUUAACUAUGCUUAUUUCCUCUGGUUCGAGGAUUCCUCUGGUAUUGCCAUGAAACCCAACGUCUUUCCUUCAGGAUCCUUAAAACCCUUACCAAUGCCUGGCAUGUUGACAUCUAGUUUUUAUCCAAAUUUGAUUAAUGUUUGUUUUCCCAACUCAAAUAAAACCAUCAACUGUUAUGAAUUAUACUGCGUACAUUUAGGCAUAGCAUCUUCGUCCUGUGUGCUAGAGCACACGCGACGAAUUCAUGCAACCAUUUGGGAAGUGACAGGUUUUCACAAUAAUUCUAUUGAUCUUCUCUAGCCCAAGAAGAAGGAGGAUAUGAUUUUUGAAUCAAAAGCCUCAAAGAAAUAUUAGUGACUGUGUUCAGUGUUCUCCAUAGUCUUGUGUGCUAUUUAUUUUAUUUAUUUGUAUUAGCAUUUUUUGUAAAUAAUUUUAACUUUACAUUUCAUCACUAAACGGUUGUUCUUUCAACUGAAAUGAUAAGUCUUUCAAUCAAUCAAUUAAUUAUUUUUACCUAUGCUAUUAUCCAACGAGGAAUUUUAAGUACUCCGUUUUUCUUUGUUUUUUUUUUUAAUUGACUGUUUUUGUAUACACUAUGGUAUGAAUCACUGGAUGGUAGAAUAGUGCUGGUUCCACUCUGUUCUGAUGGAUAAUCAAAGUGCAAAAUACCAAAAAUUAGAAUCAGAACUAGGUACUAAAAGCACGCAAAUGCUAGUGAGUUUCAGCGGAAGACUAAGGGGAGAGCAAACAGUUCAUGUUGGUGCAUUGAAAAUUCGUUGAAGGUGUUCUGUUGAGAGAUCGGCACUGGUUUCACUCUUACUUGAGCAUAUUAGCCAGCGGUAUCCAAUCAGAGACCAUUUAGCAAACUUACAUAUCCUUUGCAGCACUAAAAAGCUAUUAUAGAUAUUCUGCAAGGCAUGGAACUGAAGCGCAGUCAUUGUGUCAUCUGCCAUUGCUGCCAAACCCUUGAACAAAAUUAUAAUAACAUCUGAAAAAAUGUAUUGUCUACCCUCUCGUUAUUUACAGUAUUCAGGCCACAUUUUACAUGUUUUUUUUUUCUCCUUGGUGUGCUAAUGUGAGAUUAAGAUAGGUACUGCUUGUUUUCGAAAAAUUGAAAGUUUUACUACGAUAAUUUUAUUAUUGGAGUACAAAUCUGGUGCUUCGAAAUGUUACAGUGGUAUUUUUCAGCUUUUUUUUGUAGGUUUGCUGAUAAUGAUAUAAUUUUUGACAUUGAAGCCUUUCACUAAACGAUGUACCGGCCAGCGAAAUUUUAUGCAUAUAUUUCUAUCCCAUAACUUUAAUCCAACCCAAUUAUGUUACUCAAAAAUUAUUUUUACUAAAAUUUAAAUGUAAUUUCAAUACUCAGGGACUAAAAGCACCUUUCAAGAUUAGUGGCUUCCUUAAUUUCGAAUUCAUUCAUCAACAGGGGCGGACUGGGACCGAAAGAGUGACCAAGAAUACUGGCUCAUCAAAACUCAGAUUUGCCCAAUUUUUUUUUUCUUUUUUGGGGGGGGGGGGGUCCGUUUGAAGGGCGCAAACCAGCCCAGAACUACAUUAAAUGUCCAGGAAUUUUCCGGAUGCUCUCGCCUUGUUCAUCAAAAAUAAGCAUUCUCUCUCCGAUAUUACCUAAAGAGAACACUUCAAUUAUUGUAACUUCUGUUGAAGUCAGGUUGAACAAAAAAUGAGUAGGUAAUUUCUAGCAACAAAUUGAAUGUUUCACAAGUAUGUUACUUUUUUGUACAUGUUAUCGCAUACGACCAAAUUAUUAAUUUUUAUUCUACAUUAAAACUUUUUUUUUCUUUAAAAAAAAAAGAUUAAAAAAAAGGUCCGAGAAUAUCUCAGUACGAAAUACAUGAAACAUUUUCCAAAAUAUUGUGUACCUGCAAGUUACUUUUUUAAAACUUUGUAAUUCAGUAUUAAGUCGUAAGAUUUCAUUCGGAAACACCAAACUUUUCUGUUUACCACCUAUUCAGAAAUCUUGUUUUUAGAAGAAAACUGAUCAAAAUUAUGACCUGUUAGCUCAGAGCCUGUACAUUAUACUUAGCUUUUUUGGGUGGGUGAGAGUCAUCAUUAUUGUCAUGUUAAACGGGAUGGAAUACGAUUUUUGACAAAAUAAAAAACCGAAUGACUCAUUAAUUCUUAAUGUUUAUUAUAUUCUCAACUGUAACAGCAAUACUCUCGAUUUUUUUAAUACUGAAAGAAAAUCGAUUUAUCUGAUGUAUUAAACUCUUCAAAACAAUGUUCGAAAUUGACAGGGAGAGGGAUGCUUCCAGACUUACAGACAGACCAAUGGAGUGUUAUAGUGGGUUGAUAGGCGCCGUAAAUUUAGAUUUACGUAAAUCAUAAACAGCCUAUAAAGUAAGCGGAAAGCAUUUAAAAUUUUAUCAAGUUUCUCAAACCAAAACUCCUCUAAUUUUUUGUAAUUCGAGCAUCUUAUCAGAAGAGACAGCCACUCUUUCUCGCCAGCAAAGGAAUUCGAUGACUCAAUGCACAUAAUGAUGCACAAUGCACAUUCCGUAGCCGGAUUUCUCCUGCCAAUGAAAGAGGGUAGCAGUUCUCUUUGUAAUGGUGCUCAGGGAAACAUCUGUUUAAAAAUAAGUUUGUUUUAAGACAUGACUUAAAAAAAUUGAAUCAAAGUAGUCGGCUGAAUUUGAUAAUAAUAAUAUAAUUUAAACUCCUGUUAGGCAAGAUUUCCUCUCGAACGAUUCACUGUUAGUCAGCUUUUAAGUAACACUAGAAUUUAAAAUUUGUCAUUUUAAAGACGCAGUUAUGUGGGGCUUUUUUCUUUAACAUUUUUAAAUUCAAGUCAUUGAAUGAACUGUUUUGAAAUUUUUUCAGUGCUGUCAAGUGAAUUUUUUGGAGUCUCAGUGUUUCUCUUAGAUUCACAUAUUUAAUUUGAGUGUCAGUCUUUUUAUGGCAAAUUGUGAUGUGUGGGUAAAUCAGCGAAAUAAACGCUGAAGGUGCAUGAUUUUAUCAGUAAUUAUCAUCAGAUUUCUUCUUUUAAGAAAUCGCUUACCUAAGUAUGUGCAUCGUAUUUUAAAUUAUGUAUUUACUCUCUAUAUUUUUCUGUCUCAGAUCACAGACUUUCCAUGAGUGAUGAAUCAAAAAAAAAUAAAUAAAAUUAUUUUCCUUUUCAAA
Bemisia tabaci is the source of this 5211-nucleotide messenger RNA. RefSeq names its product Hermansky-Pudlak syndrome 1 protein (gene HPS1). Lineage: Eukaryota; Metazoa; Arthropoda; Insecta; Hemiptera; Aleyrodidae. Gene Ontology annotation, biological process: vesicle-mediated transport. Gene Ontology annotation, molecular function: guanyl-nucleotide exchange factor activity. The record is from RefSeq and is a predicted model, not a curated record. Gene Ontology annotation, cellular component: BLOC-3 complex.